This is a messenger RNA of Eurytemora carolleeae, 2648 nucleotides long. Its product is annotated as pro-resilin. The record is from RefSeq and is a predicted model, not a curated record. The coding region runs from base 53 to 1897 and encodes 614 amino acids. The transcript is spliced from 6 exons. Lineage: Eukaryota; Metazoa; Arthropoda; Copepoda; Calanoida; Temoridae.
CCCAUCUUCAUUCCUUACUCUACCCUCGCCCAGUAAACACGCCUGGGAAAACAUGAAGUGGUUCUGCCUGAUAAGCAUAGCUGUCUUGGGACUUGCGGUAUCCAAUGGAGCACCUCAAAUCCCCGCUGGUUACGGAGUACCCCAAAGUCAAGCUCCUUCUAGCCAGGUCUCCAGUGGGUAUGGAGCUCCUUCUAACCAAGUCUCCAGUGGGUAUGGAGCUCCUUCUAACCAGGUCUCUAGUGGGUAUGGAGCUCCUUCUAACCAAGUCUCCAGUGGGUAUGGAGCUCCUUCUAACCAGGUCUCCAGUGGGUAUGGAGCUCCAUCCGGCCAAAUCUCCAGUGGAUAUGGCGCACCGCAAGGGCCAAUUAUUGGUCCAUCUCAACAAGGAGGAGUAGGUGGAGGGAAACCAUCCUACCGACCAAGAAGACCUGCUAAAAGACCAAACAGACCACACAGACCAAGCAGACCAUCUUACAAUGGAGGCGGUGGAAAGCCAGGAGGAUUCGACAUUGGAAACAUCUUCUCCGGAAUUGUUGAUGUUAUCAGGAAGGUGAAGGGUGGAAUUAUCCAGAUUGAUGGCGGAAUUCUUCAAGCCAAGGGAUCUAUAAUCAAAUCUGCUGGAGAUUUCUUAUCAGGCAUUGGACAAGGAAUUGCUGGUUCCGAUAAUGGAAAAGGAAAUAAUGGCUACCAAAAGCCCUCAUCCAGCUAUGGUCCCCCCUCUGGCAGUGUAUCCAGUGGUUUCAGUGGUACUGUGUCCUCUGGAUAUGGAGGAGCCGUGUCAAGUUCAUCCGGUAACGCCAACUAUGGAAAUGUAGGAGGAGCUAGUGGAAUCUCUGAUGGAUACGGAGCUCCUGCUGCAGCCCCUAUCUCUAUACCUUCUGAAGGAUAUGGUUCCAGCUCUGCUGUUGGUCCUUUUGAGCCCAGUCCUCCUACUUAUGGAGGUUUUGUGGCAUCUGUUGAGCCUGUAAGUUCUGGAUAUGGAGGUCCUACCUCAGACACCGGAUUUGCUAGCCCUGCUGUGGAAUAUGAUUUUGGUGGAGAGCCAAGAGGAGCUGGAUCUGGUUCUGUUGCAAGUGCUAUUGAUGGCUAUGGUGCUCCUUCAGCGGAUCCUAUCAGUUCUGGGUCUUUUGAUGCUGUUUCUGCUGUUGAUAGUUAUGGUGCUCCCUCCGCUGAUCCAAUCAGUUCAGGAUCCUUAGAUGCUGUUUCUGCUGUUGAUAGCUAUGGUGCUCCUUCUGCUGAUCCUAUCAGUUCAGGAUCCUUAGAUGCUGUUUCUGCUGUUGAUAGUUAUGGUGCUCCUUCUGCUGCUCCUAUAAGCUCUGGAUCUUUUAAUGCUGCUUCUUCUGCUGACAGCUAUAGUUCUCUUUCUGCUGAACCUUCAAGCUCUGGAUCGUUUGAUGCUGUUUCUCCUGCUGACAGCUAUGGCUCUCCUUCUGGUAAUCCUAUCAGCUCUGGUAGCUCUGGGUCUUUCAAUGCAGUGGCCAGCAACGACUUCUCAUCUGCUGAUCCUAUUAGCUCUGGAUCCUACUCUGCUGCUUCAUCUGGAUAUGAAGUUUCAUCUGAUGCAGUGUCUGCUGAUGACAGCUAUGGCUCCCCUGUUGCUGAUCCUAUUGGUGGAGGAUCUAUCAGUAGUCCAACUAUCUCUGCUCCUGAUUCCUAUGGAUCUCCUGAAGCUGCUCCAAUCUCCAACGAGGACCCAUAUUCAGCUGGAUCUGAAUCUGGGUUUGGAGACUCAACUCUGUCUGUUGCAGUUCCUGCAAAUGAUAACUAUGGAUCACCUUCUGCUGAUCCCCUUGCUUCCUCCGCAGUUGCUGCAGUCUCUGACAGCUAUGGUGGACCUAACGCUCCUCUUGCAAGCAGCUAUGAUGCUCCUGCCGUCCCUGCAGGCUAUGCUUUUUAAGCAGAAACAACUUUAAACCUCAAUACAGUACUACAAAACAACAUUCACAGAAGUAUCAUCAUCCUUACCGGCCAUUUUAAAUCAAAUUCAUAUAUCCACAGCACAACUAUUCUCCACACGAUGGUCAUUAUUGUCUUUUCUGAAUGAAAGCUGCUAGCAGCGGCCAUUUUAAAUUUUCUGCUCACAAUGGCCAUAUUAAAUUGUCGGCAUUAACAAUUGAAAUUGUGGCAUUACUCUUAUGUGUUUUUAUAUUCCCCCUUUUUACAGGGAAAUGGCAUUCCUUAUCUAUUUAGAAGUCAAAACUCUAGUCCUCUCUUCAUGUAUUUAUGUAUUUAUUAAUUUAAAUUUCAUGUAACUGCUAUCAACGGAGACCUUCUAAAAAUCUUUUGCAAACAGUUAUUUUGGUUUAAGAUGUGUUUACAUAAAUGAUUUUUAUUUUGUUUUUAGUUUUAAUCCUAUAGAAUGUUUUACACUUGUCUUGCAUUCAUUUUUUGAAUGUUGAAUCUGGUUCAAUAUUCAGAAACCUUGUUUAUGUUUAUGUCCAAUUUUACAUUUUAAAUAAGGCAUAAGUUGAUAUAUUUCCAAAGUACAAAGCGCCUUAUACUUAGGUAGACGCAUUGUUACCAAUUUUGGACAAACAGAAUAUUUUCUCAGAGAGAAAAUUUUCUUUUAUUUUUAUUAUUGUUAAAACGUUUACGGAAAUUUUCGUAAUUGUGUAUUUUCAUAUUUGGACUUGAAAUAGAUAAUACUU